Brenthis ino (lesser marbled fritillary) is the source of this 597-nucleotide messenger RNA. Lineage: Eukaryota; Metazoa; Arthropoda; Insecta; Lepidoptera; Nymphalidae. The record is from the annotation of a GenBank genome assembly.
AUGGCAAAUAUCUUGCUCUACUUAUUCAUAGUGGCUGUGGGCCCUGCUUUGAGUGAAGAAAUAAAAAGAGAACCAAGACAUCUACAAAACAAACUGUGUUACAAGUUUGGCAUAUGUGGCGGUUAUCAAGGAGGUCACGGUGGUAACCAAGGCAACUAUGGUGGUUACCAAGGGUACAACCAAGGUUAUAACCAAGGUUAUAACCAGGGCUAUCCUAUCCCUCCGAUAAAUAUUGGUAUAAGCCAAUCUCAGUCUUCGUCUAGUGCUGGAGGUGAAGGAUACAGUAGUGGAAGCUAUCCAAAUAAUUACCAAUAUAACAAUGGUUAUCCUAACUAUGCCUACCACGGUUAUAAUGGUUACAAUGGAUACAAUGAGUACAAUGGUUACAACGGUUACCAUGGAAAUAAUGAGUAUAAUAGACCUGGUUAUUUUGGUAACGGAUAUGGCUCAUAUAAUAACCAAUUUAAUGGAAACUAUCAUGGUGGUCAAGGAGGAUAUGGUUUCCAAAAACCCUUUGGUUUUAAUGAUGAAGAAGGUUUUAAGCCUAUGUAUGAAGAAAAUGACGAAGAGUACGGCCGGUCUAAUAAAGAAAAGGAA